AUGUUAAACCAUUUGGCUUCAACAUCAUUCCACUUCGAUGUUGGAGGCAAAGUUGAGUAUGAUUCUAGGGAUGGAUGUGCAACAUCAGAGGAUAUCUACUGGAAAUUGGAUGCGUUGCAAGGAUUCGUGCAAGAUCUGAACUGGCCUGAAGAAGAGUUUGCAAAAUACUUACAAGUUCGAAUGAAAGCACUCGCGAGUGAAAUGAUCAGUAAAUGUGCCAACUGGUAUGCGAUGAUAACAUUUCUAAUGUUCUCUGUUAUGUUACAAAAUGCGGUAGUGUAA
Anisakis simplex (herring worm) is the source of this 282-nucleotide messenger RNA. The record is from the annotation of a GenBank genome assembly. NCBI's taxonomy places the organism in Eukaryota, Metazoa, Nematoda, Chromadorea, Rhabditida, Anisakidae.